Messenger RNA from Diatraea saccharalis (sugarcane borer), 1856 nucleotides. The record is from the annotation of a GenBank genome assembly. NCBI's taxonomy places the organism in Eukaryota, Metazoa, Arthropoda, Insecta, Lepidoptera, Crambidae.
CUUAUUGGUCUGUGGCCAUAACUAAAAAAAAAGUUUCAAGUUGAACGUGAAUUUAUCUUAUAUCAAAAAACUGAUUAAGUACUAAAUAAAAUAUGCUAUCCUUACAAAAGAUCGAUAAUAAACGUAACUGUACAUAAUUUGUUGAGUAAUGUCGAAUUUCGUGAUACCUGUAGAUCGAGUUGUUGAUUUGGUAAAGAAUUUGCUUGAUGGCACUCGUUGCCCUAUUUGUGAUACGUCAGUUGGUAACCGUAUCAGGUAUCCUUGCGGGCACAUUGGAUGUACUGAUUGCGUGACAGAGGGUUGUACACUUUGUCUUACGCCACCAAUCGCUUCGGCUGCUAUAAAUACCGUUGAUGAGCCUUUCACGAAACGUGUCAAAAAUGCUAAUAGCCUGUUAAAUAUUUGUCAGGAGACAUUUAACGUUGAUGUAUAUAAAUAUCGUAGAAUCUCAGAACAAUUGAAAAUAGAAAAAGAUUUAUUCCCAGAAUGUAUACAAGCUCCAGUAAAAUAUUCUAACAAAAGAAAAAGUUUAAUAUCAAAUGAUAACAAGGAAAAUUAUCCACAUUUAUUAUUUCCUGGAGAAAACGUAUCACCUAAGAAGCAAAUUAAAAUGAAAAAGCAUGGUAGUUUUCUGAAUCAGUGGCUUGAUGAGAAUGUGACGCAUUCAAGGAAAGUAUUUUCUGAGUUAAAUGUUAAUCAACAAAGUAAUAUUAUAAGAGAUAAAAAAGUGAAAGAUAAUCUUGCAAGUAGUAGAAAAAGGAUACAAACUUAUUCACAUAUGAGACAAUAUGAAGAUUCAUUAACAAAAAAGAAAAAAUAUAAAACACAAAUUUCUGAAAAUAAAACUGUUCAGAAAGAUAAUUUACAUAAAAAACAACUGCACGAAGACAGUGGUAUAUUUAUUGAUGAUGAAUCCAUUUGUAUACAAGAUGGUCAAAGUGAAAUAGUUGACAAAGAUAAAUUAGCUUUUCUUGCUGUAGAGCAAGCUGAUAAGGAAGACCAAAAUUCCAUUUCUUUUAGAUCAUUGGAUCACCGACAAGAAAGUAAAUCUGAAGAUGUUUUACAAGCUUCUAAAUCAACUAAUUUGCAUCAUCAGAUCAAAGUACCCUUUUACAAAAAGAGUUAUUUACUAGAAACAUGUGCUGUCUGUAAGGAAACAGAAUCAUUUCAUUAUGAAAAAACAUAUAAGAAUGUAUCAGUGUCAUUAGAAAGUAAUGAUUUCAUUACCACAAUAAAAAUAUCUGAUGUUGGAAAUCAUCAGAAGAAAUCAGUCGGCAUUCAAACUGAUAUUAAUAGUAAUUGUAGUGAAGAGAAAAUGGAUGUAAUAAAUUCUACAGUGAAAAAGAAUGAGACCAUUUCAGAUGAAAUACAAAUAAAAGAAAGUCAAGAUAUAUUUAUUGAUGACUCUCAGUUAAAUAACAGUUGUGAUAUAAAAAAGAAAGAUAAUGUUAUUAUUGAUAUUGAAUCUGAUUUAAUAUUACCCAGAAAUAAAACUGUUAUUAUUGAAGAUUCUGAUAGUGAUACAACUAAUGAAGAAUCAACUUAUUUGCAUGUUUCUGCAGAUGUUCAUGUGUCAUGUGAACCACAUGAUUAUGGCAUUCUCAGUGAAAUUAAUACUGAUGAGUCAAUCUGCAGAUCAAGAAAUAAAGUUAGAGGAGCCACUCCAGACAGCAGCAACUCUUCAGAAAAAGAAAAUUGUGAUCCCAAUAAAAUUAAAAAAAUUAAAGGAUUAAAAAAACCUAAAAGUACAAAAAAGAUGUAUGUUUAGUUGUUAAAUACUUAUCUUGAUAAAUAUGAAGAAAUAUAUAUUUUAUACAAGUUAAUAUGCCUUCAUUUUUCCAAUCCAACGAAAAUUU